AUGGAGAUGGAGGAACUCAAGCAGAAGAGAUGGACUAACGGCAAGGAGGCUGUCCGAGCAAUGAAAGAUGUCGCACUAGCACAAGGGAAGUGUGCAAUCGUCAUCAAUAGAGGGGGGACGUUUCGUUUAUUACAGUGUGACAGCGCAGCUAUUCGUUGUGAGUGGCACGUUCGUCUAGCACGAUUUCGAUCCAAAAGUCACCCAGGAGACUGGCAUGUGACGGGAGGCAACCCCGUCACACGGCCUAGUUCCGAGUUGCGACGUUGUGGUAUAGGUAGCUAG
This is a messenger RNA of Plasmopara halstedii, 282 nucleotides long. RefSeq names its product AlNc14C145G7378. NCBI's taxonomy places the organism in Eukaryota, Oomycota, Peronosporomycetes, Peronosporales, Peronosporaceae. The record is from RefSeq and is a predicted model, not a curated record. The transcript is spliced from 2 exons. The coding region runs from base 1 to 282 and encodes 93 amino acids.